GUCUUCAUCAAAGUUUGAACUUGCAACUACAUAGAGCUCAUUCCAAUUCAAAAUACCACCACAUACGGCAUUUUUACCCCCGAGGAUCCUCGCAAGGGAUCGCGCAGCUCUGCCCAAUUUCAUCCAACCGAGCCUGUUCGCUCAAUCCCACAGCCAUGGCUUCACCAGAGGAUAUCGUUAUGGGGGAUGAGAGAGAAGACGCCGCUCAGCCCCAAGCCCCCUUCACCUUGGAGGAAAAUAUCGCUCAGCUCAAUGCUAUCGACAAAUCUAUGGUACAGCUUAUGAAUCACACUGCCGCUGCGCUUGGCGCCCUCACAACACCAGACUCGUCCGACGACAGCGGCCCUUCGGCAUCAGUAGACUCGGCAGCGCAAAAGGAGACAUUUCGACAAGCAACAGACACUUUUCUGAGCACGCUCCACAGCAUUGAUGUGCGAAUGAAGCGGCAGAUUCUCGCACUGGAGGAAGCGGGCAUCGUCAACCUUUCUUCCGGCGCACCUCGUCAAGGCCCCAACCCUGGCACCAAGCCGUCUCUGAAGCCUAAUGGAGUUGGGGCCAUCGGGAACCUCGAUGUUGGAUGGCUGAAUAGCCGGGGCACCAAAGUAGAGCGAGAUAUGGAGCUAGAGCUGUGGAAAAGGACUCGGGAGAUCCUUGAAAAAGAUGAAGGCAAUAUCAAGAAGGAGUGACGAAUGAUACGACGCGCUUUAACGAAUAUACAUUUAGAGUACUUGGGUAUAUACACCUUACGGUGAUAGCUAGUAGAGAACCACUGUUGGUAAUACUCUUUACCUGAUGCCGCAACGAUUCACGCCUUCUCCUCAGAUACCCGCUUCCUUAUCACAGAGCCUGUUAUAGGCAUGUGUAAUUUGAUCAGGACCAUCGCGUGGUCGUGGUAUAAUAUUCUCGGGUUGGA
Messenger RNA from Trichoderma asperellum CBS 433.97, 913 nucleotides. RefSeq lists its product as uncharacterized. Lineage: Eukaryota; Fungi; Ascomycota; Sordariomycetes; Hypocreales; Hypocreaceae. Gene Ontology annotation, cellular component: mediator complex. Gene Ontology annotation, biological process: regulation of transcription by RNA polymerase II. The record is from RefSeq and is a predicted model, not a curated record. Gene Ontology annotation, molecular function: transcription coregulator activity.